UCCCACAGUGACUAUAUAUAUUGCUACAGUACCGUGUAGAAGAAGCAGCGAGCCAGCCCAUGCAAAGGCGUUUCAUUUGUCUCUUCAUUGGCGAGUGAAUGAAUGGUUAUAGCAACAGCUAGCUUCACAACUACCUUCCAACUCCUAGCAGGCCAUCUCAGUUAUACUAUUUCUCUCCAUCAUCAACAUGUCCGCAGUAGUUGAAGAUACAAUAUUAAGAUCCAAGAAAGUAUCUGCUGGAAAGUCUCCUUGCUGCGAUAAAGUGGGUCUCAAGAGAGGACGAUGGACUUCUGAAGAAGAUAGAAUCUUGACCGAAUAUAUCCAGCAGCAUGGCGAAGGCUCUUGGAGAUCCUUGCCCAAAAAUGCAGGGUUAUUGAGGUGUGGCAAGAGUUGCAGACUGAGAUGGAUCAACUAUUUGAGAGAAGACUUGAAGAGAGGAAACAUCACUCCUCAGGAAGAAGCCAUCAUUGUGAAGCUUCAUGGUGCCAUCGGUAAUAGGUGGUCUGUAAUAGCGAGGCAGCUACCCGGAAGAACAGAUAAUGAGAUCAAGAAUUACUGGAACUCUCACCUGAGAAGAAAAAUUUACUGCUUCAUGAAAACCUCAAACUCCAAUGACACUCUCCCACCGAUUGACAUUGCUGCUCUGAACGCCGCCGCUUCCUCCAAACGAGGAAGAGGCGGUCGAGGCAGACCAACUCAACCGCCCAUGCAAGAAGAAGACAAGAACAAUAUCGCUUCAAACCAAUUCUCGCACUCGGGUACGAAUGCUCACGAUCUGUUUAACAAUAUGCAUCGAAGAAAAACGAGUCCAGAUGAAGCUGAGGCAACUUCAAUGGUCGGUUAUGAAUCUUGGAGCCAGAAUCAUCACCAAGAAGAGACCGCUGAUUGUAUUGGUUUGGAUGCAUAUUGUAUGAUGAGUAGUGAUGAUACUACAAACGGAAAAGCAGCAUUUUGCCCCAACAUGGAUGGAGAAGGUGAGGCCUUGGGGCCAUUUCAAUGGCUAGAUGAAGAAAUAAUGAAACUUAAUUACAUGUUUGAAAGUGGGAUGCUUGUAAACCCAAUCAGUAGCGGAAAUAACAGUAUGGGAAGAGAAUAUGAGUACGGAGAGGUGGGUGGUGAAAAGGGUAUACAUAUUCCAACAAGCGAGGAUAGUAAAAGUGGUGUUUGGAGCUCAGUAUCAAAUUACUCAGAUCAGAGUAGGGAGUGGCAUAACGGUCAUCCUAAUAAUAGCAGCAGUUCAUCAUCAGUGAAUUCUGUUUACGAUUAUCAGUGGGCUGAUUGGGAUAUUUCAGCUAGUGCUGAGUCCCAUCAUAAUCAAUGGAACCUGCAGCACUUUGAAGAAAACCAGAUGAUGACUUGUUUGUGGGAUGCCACUGCAAAUAGUGAAGCAUACAACUUCCACUGAGUUGCGUUCAUGUGAGGGAAUUCGAGUCUUUUAAAUAUACCCUAAAGCAUUUUGGUUUUCUUUCCUUCCUGGUUCAUGGGAUCUGGUAGUUUCAGUUGCAGAGUUAGUCCUUCAGAGAGAGAAAAUCCUUAGUGCAUAUAUUGUAACUUUGUAAGGGAGAAGCAUAUUUCAAUGUGUUUCCAGGUAUUAGUUAUUUCUUUAAUCUGAAAAUAAAGCUGCUACGAUUUCACAA
Prosopis cineraria is the source of this 1637-nucleotide messenger RNA. Its product is annotated as transcription factor MYB111. The transcript is spliced from 3 exons. The record is from RefSeq and is a predicted model, not a curated record. Bases 188 to 1405 code for a protein of 405 amino acids. NCBI's taxonomy places the organism in Eukaryota, Viridiplantae, Streptophyta, Magnoliopsida, Fabales, Fabaceae.